AUGGGCCCAAAAAGACAACAAACCGACGAAGAGCGGAAUUUGCAGCAGGUCGAAGCAAAGAGACGUCGUGCUGAGGCGCAGCGUUUACGGCGAGCAAAUUUGACUGAUGAGCAAAGAAAUCAGCAUAGAGAACAAAAUUCUCAAACAAAACGUAAUCGUAUUGCAAAUAUGUCAGAUGAGGAAAGAAAUCUGCAUAGAAAACAAAAUGCUCAAUCAGAACGAAAUCGAGUUGCAAAUAUGUCAGAUGAGCAAAGACGCCAACGCCGAGAAAAUGAUGCACAAAAUACAAGGAAUACGCGGCAAAAUAUGACAGCUGAGCAGACAAGUUUAUAUCAAAAUGUUCAUAAUAUGCGGUUAAGUACCUCACGAACAAGAGUGCGACAACGGAGUUUAGCUGCAACAAUAGCAACAGCACUAACUGAUAAUUUUGAUGAGACUACUAUUCCACUACAUUCAUGUGGGCAAUUAAACUCAGUUUGUCAGUUCUGCCAAGCUAAGCAUUUUGCAAGCGAACGACCAACAGAUGGAUAUUUCAAUAUCUGUUGUAAUAAAGGCAAAGUAUUUCUUACACAAAUACGUCAAUCUGAAUUUUUAAAAGACUUGCUAACAAAUAAUCAUGAACAUUCGAAAAACUUUAUGGAAAAUAUUCGAUCAUUUAAUAGUUCACUGGCAUUCGCAUCUAUGGGAGCAAACAUAGCUCCGCCACCUGGAUAUGGGCCAUAUGCUUUCAGGAUUCAUGGCCAAAUUUACCACCGUGCUGGUGCAUUAAAUCCAUGCAAUGGAGGACAAAGAAAAUUUGCACAGUUAUACAUUUUGGAUCCAUAUGAGGCCAGUGAACAAAGAUUAAGAAUGUCUGAAAAUUCAAAAUGCAACCCUGAUCUUAUGAAUGAACUUAGCCAAUUUAUGACUCAACAAAAUCCAUUUGCGGAUGCAUGCAAAAUGCUGCAUGAAGUUGAACAAGAAAGCAUUGCAGAUGCUCAAUUACAUGGUGUUGAACCUUCAACUGUUUCCAUGGCAAUAAUUCAAGAUCGCAAUUCUGACUUAAGGCGCUAUAACGCUCCUCGCACAAAUGAGGUAGCCGUUAUUUUUCAAAAUGGAAAUGGGGAUCCGCCAUUAGAAAGAGAUUUAAUUAUCCAUUGUAGGGUUACUGCCGACAAUCCAGACCAACGAGCCUGUCAAAGGAUAAAUAUCUUGGAUCCUAAUUUGGAACCAAUGACUUAUCCAUUACUGUUUCCAUAUGGAGACCAAAGCUGGGGACUUAACAUUCGUCUCCAAGAUAGACCAGGUGUCUUGCGAAAUAGACCUCAAUCAGCUAACCCAAGGCAAAAUGUUACUCAAAUGCAGUUUUAUGCAUAUCGAUUUGCCAUUAGAGAUGCAUUUAACCCUUUCUUAAGUGCUGGAAAACUUACUCAGCAAUACAUAGUUGAUGCAUAUGUAAAGACUGAAGCAAAUCGUCUUAACUACCUAAGACAGAACCAGAAAGCACUCAUGGCCGAAAGUUAUCAAGGUCUUAUUGAUCACAUUGGUUCAGUUGCUGAGCAGCAAGGACUAAAUCCUGGGAAACCUGUGAUCCUUCCAUCUUCUUGUCAAGGAAGUCCCAGGAAUAUGACUCAGAAUUAUUUAGAUGCAAUGGCAAUAGUUAGAGAAUAUGGUACUCCUGAUUUGUUUAUAACAAUGACGUGUAAUCCCAAAUGGAAUGAAAUAACUGAAAAUCUGGGGCCUGGCCAAAGUGCUGAGUUUAGACCAGACUUGGUUGCCCGUGUUUUUAAAAUUAAACUGAAAGAACUUUUGUCAGAUAUUUGUGAUAAACAUGUCUUAGGAAUCCCUAUUGCCCAUGUGCAUGUGAUUGAAUUUCAAAAAAGAGGCUUGCCUCAUGCCCACAUGUUGAUAAUUUUGAAAAAAGAGUUCAAACCUUCUGAUUGUGAUAAAAUCGAUAAAUUAGUUUGUGCCGAAAUUCCAAAUAUUGAGACUAAUCCACGUCUUCAUGAAAUUGUUACCAAGCACAUGAUUCAUGGACCGUGUGGAGUACACAAUUUGAAUUCUCCUUGCAUGGACUCAUUAACAAACGAAUGUACAAAAAAAUUUCCAAAGGCAUUUCAAAAUGCAACUGUCAUCGAAGGAAACAAAGGUUAUCCUUUGUACCGUAGAAGAAAUAACGGCAUAUCCGUUAUGAUAAAAAAUAAAAGAAUUGACAAUCGAUGGAUUGUACCAUACAAUCCAUCGCUAUCUUUAAAGUACAAUUGCCAUCUAAAUGUCGAAGUAUGCGCAUCAAUAAAGAGCGUGAAAUAUCUUUUUAAAUAUGUCUAUAAAGGUCAUGACUGUGCCAACGUCACCAUACGUGAAGAAACCACUCUUCACCAUUAUGAAAUACAAACCUACAUGGACUCAAGAUAUGUUAGCGCCCCUGAGGGAGCUUGGCGACUUUUUGGCUUUGAAAUGCACAAACAGUCACAUACCAUUAUUAGACUUGCUGUGCAUCUUCCUGGUAAUCAAAGUAUAGUAUUUAAUCCAAACGAUGUUGCCCAAGCUGUUGCUAAUAAUGAACAUCGCCAUACUACCUUUACUGCAUGGUUUGCUUUAAAUAGUACUUUACCAAGUGAUGAGCAUUGUUUAUAUGCCGAUACCCCAAAAAAAUAUUGGUUUCCUCCGAAUUUGCGAGUCUGGCAAAAACGCAAGCAGGAAAAACGUGGGGAGAAAGUCAUCGGACGUAUGUAUACAGUUAGUCUCCAAGAUCAUCCCGAAAGUUAUUACUUGCGGCUUAUGCUUUUGCAUGUAAAGGGAGCAACAUCUUUUGAAAAUUUGCGUACUUUUAAUGGUGUUCGUUGUGACACUUUUCUUGAAGCAUCCAAAAGAAUGGGGUUAUUGUCAAAUGACGAGACGUGGGACAACACCAUGGCUGAUGCUGUUAUUAGCAGCAUGCCCAGACAAUUGCGUGAACUAUUUGCCACAAUUUGUGUAUUUGCUUGCCCACCUAAUAUACUUCAGCUGUGGGAUAAGUACAAAGAAUAUUUGAUUGAAGACUAUAGCCGUCACCCAAACCAUGAUGCAGAUUGUAUUCAAUGUGAGAAUCUCGCUUUACGGGAUAUACAAGAUAUUUUUAUAAUACAUGGCAAAAGUUGUAAUGAAUUUGGUCUCAGAACUCCACCCACCAACAUUCCCCGAAACAUUGACGAUUAUUUUGAUGUUGAAGCCGAAAGAGAACGUGGGGCUGAAAUGUAUGAGACCUUAAAUGAUGAACAAAAGGCAGCAUUUAAUACAAUCAUUGAAUCUAUAAAUUGUAAUAUACCGCAAUCUAGAUGCUUUUUCUUGGACGGUCCCGGUGGGAGCGGAAAGACAUACUUAUACAAAACACUUUUAAGUACUGUACGAGGUAUGGGAGAAGUUGCACUUCCUGUUGCAUCAACUGGAAUUGCAGCAAAUUUGCUCAAAGGUGGAAGAACAUACCAUUCCCAGUUUAAAUUAAAAGUGCCUUUGGAUGAGACGUGCACAUCCUCUAUUAGACAGACUUCUUCUGAAGCUGAAUUAAUCCGAAGGGCAAAAUUGAUAAUAUGGGAUGAGGCCACUAUGGCACCAAGUAUAGCCUUGGAUGCAGUGGAUAGAUGCUUAAAGCAUCUCAUGGAAAACAAUUUACCUUUUGGUGGUAAGGUUUUGUUACUUGGAGGUGAUUUCCGACAAACCCUCCCUGUGGUUCCUCAUGCAUCUAGGGCCGCCAUUGUUGAAUCGAGUGUAAAAUUCAAUAAAUAUUGGGAGCACUUUAAAAUUCUUAAGCUCCACAAUAAUGUUCGAUCUGAAGAUCCUGAAUUUAGCAAGUGGCUAAUUGAUCUUGGUAAUGGUAGUUUACCAACAACCGAAGUUUUGCCUGAUGAUGUCAUUGAGAUUCCAGAAAAUAUGAUACGCACUGAUUCAAUUGUUGAAGAGAUUUUUGGCAAGAAACUUACUGUGCAGGAUGUGCACAAAUUUUCUAAAAUGGCAAUCCUUUGUCCAAAAAAUGUUGACGUUGACAAAAUCAAUGAAGAUGUACUUGAUAUCCUCGAAGGAGAGAAAGUCACAUAUCUAAGUUCUGAUUCGAUUGUUGAUGAAACUGAUGUGGAUAGACAAAAUUAUCCAAUAGAGUUUUUACACGAUCAAACUUCAUCUGGCAUGGCACCUCACAAGUUAAACCUAAAGAUUGGUGCAAUAGUUAUGCUACUUCGCAAUUUAAAUACCAAACACGGCCUUUGUAACGGUACACGUUUAAUUGUGAAGGAGCUUAAACCUAACCUUAUAAUUGCAGAGGUUUUGACAGGGCCUGCGCAGGGAAACAUUGUUUUCAUUCCUAGAAUUGACUUAACACCUUCUAACCCAGAUUUGCCAUUUACUCUUAAGAGACGGCAAUUUCCAAUAAAAUUGGCCUUUGCUAUGACAAUAAAUAAAUCACAAGGACAAACCUUGGAUAAAGUCGGAGUUUACCUCCCUGAUCCUGUUUUUAGUCAUGGACAACUGUAUGUAGCAUUGUCUCGGGCAAAAAGAUCAUGCGAUGUCAAGAUGAAAAUUGUUGAUGGCCCUUUGCAAGCGAACGCUUCCGUACCUAAAGUUUUAACAUUUUCUGCAAUUGAAAAUUCGAUAUAA
Molecule: messenger RNA, 4608 nt
Organism: Folsomia candida
Lineage: Eukaryota; Metazoa; Arthropoda; Collembola; Entomobryomorpha; Isotomidae
Exons: 2
Coding region: 1-4608 (1535 amino acids)
Biological process (GO): DNA repair; telomere maintenance
Molecular function (GO): DNA helicase activity
Source: RefSeq, a predicted model, not a curated record